AUGUUCAGAGCAGUUAAUUCAUUGUUUGAAUUUCUGCGUACUGCACUCGAAGAGGUGGGCGUUGCAGCGGUCAGCUGGAUAAUUGAUACAAAUUGGUCUACAAAGCUACCAAUGCUUGUUUCUGUUGAUCUAUGCAAGGAGAUACACAAAGCUACAAUACUUGACGACAGGCCAGUUGGUGGCAGCACCUCGCUAUUUGGGAUGUUUGAGGUUCGUACAAAAGAGGUGCAUGUGAGGAUCUUUGCCAAGAAGAGCAUCGAUGCUUCCAACUGUUUACGCCUCCUCUUCCUCUUGUAUAAGUUCAGUAAGCAUAAGUUAGAAAAACCAGAUGCCCACCUUUAUGCCAUCUUGAACUCCUGCUCGCGGUCUCUCAUGAAGAAGGGCCAACCGGGGACGCUCCAAGUGGACGCCUGCAUAAGCAUUAGAAGUUCUGUGCUUGAAAGCAAGAUCGUUAUUCCAACAGGACCAGAGUUUGAGGGCGAGGUUGAUGAUUUGAUAGAGUUGUCUAGCCAAUGCACAGAGGAGCUUUUGCAAUCUGCCUUCGAUGAAGAUCGCCAGUUAGCUCUCAUAAUUGAUCAUGCAGACCUAGAGAAAUACAAGUUCCCCUUGUUGGUAGGGCUCUCUGGGGUAUGCUAUCACGGAAGAAAUGCGUGUGUACUUUACUUCUCGUCAACCAUCUCGAGAGAUGCACUAAGGGAUGCAUUUGAAAGAGAUAUCUAUCCAGUACGAACAUUUGCUCUUCCAAUUCCUGGUCAAGAGGAUCAAGAGGUUGCUCGCAGAAUAAAGUCUGAGGCUUCCAUAUGCUCUAUGACAGUACACCCUGCAAUCGACGGUGACCUAGACUCCUCAAUGAGAUUUAUAGUUCCAUACAUGGGAUGA
Molecule: messenger RNA, 879 nt
Organism: Giardia duodenalis
Lineage: Eukaryota; Fornicata; Diplomonadida; Hexamitidae
Exons: 1
Coding region: 1-879 (292 amino acids)
Source: RefSeq, a predicted model, not a curated record